Molecule: messenger RNA, 1248 nt
Organism: Austrofundulus limnaeus
Lineage: Eukaryota; Metazoa; Chordata; Actinopteri; Cyprinodontiformes; Rivulidae
Gene: styx
Product: serine/threonine/tyrosine interacting protein
Biological process (GO): negative regulation of protein binding; protein dephosphorylation; negative regulation of SCF-dependent proteasomal ubiquitin-dependent catabolic process
Cellular component (GO): cytoplasm; nucleoplasm
Molecular function (GO): F-box domain binding
Source: RefSeq, a predicted model, not a curated record
AACCCCACCAUCAGAUUCACCUUUAUCGCGCGUGAAGCCGGGCCAGUGGAGGCCGAACUCACAGCAGAAUGGACGAGGAAAACAAGCUCCAGUUCCCGUCUCUGCCCGCCUCCAAGGAGGACCUUCUGGAUUGGGCUUAUCCAAUGAGACGAGAAAUGCAGGAGAUUUUGCCUGGAUUAUUUUUAGGUCCUUACUCUGCUGCAAUGAAAAGCAAGCUGCCAAUUCUUGAAAGACACGGCAUAACACACAUUGUAUGUGUUCGUCAAGACAUUGAAGCCAAUUUUAUCAAACCUAAUUUCCCUCAUACAUUUAGAUAUCUUGUUUUAGAUAUUGCAGACAAUCCAGUGGAAAAUAUAAUACGUUUUUUUCCUAUGACAAAAGAAUUUAUCGAUAGCUGCUUAGCAGCAGAGGGAAAGGUUCUGGUUCACGGUAAUGCAGGGAUAUCAAGAAGUGCUGCCUUAGUGAUUGCAUACCUUAUGGAAACAUUUGGGAUGAAAUACAGGGAUGCGUUCAGUUACGUCCAGGAGAGGAGAUUUUGCAUCAACCCUAAUGUGGGCUUUGUUCAUCAACUACAGGAAUAUGAAGCAAUCUACCUUGCCAAAUUGACCAUAAAAAUGAUGUCACCGAUGCAGUUGGGCCGAUCGUUCUCUCUGCAAGCCGGGAUGCCAGGAAGCCACAAACGCAGCCUGGAGGAGGAUGAAGAUUUUGGAGUGAUGCAGGUCACAGCAACACAGGACGGAUGAGCUCUGCAAAUAAUAAGCUGCGUGGCACUGUGCACUCUUCUUUUCUUACUUUUUACAUUUUUAAUGGGAUUAAAAAUGUAAAUAUUUGAACUUUUUUCUAAGGGGAAGGGAGGAGGGUGGGUAAGUGGGUGGGCAGCUACUCAUGUCUGAGACAUGGAGUUCUGAUGGACGUGGGGCGAACUGGCUAACUUUGUUUUGUUUGUUUUUCUGAGCUGUAUGCACUGAUGGGAGAUUUUUUGCAGUUUUAUAGUAUUUAAAGCAUUUUGCAUUUGCAGCGGGACAGUAUUGCAAUAAUGCACUUUCAAUACUUGAAUUAGUCUAGUCGAGCAGACUGGGAACAUUGGAGAAAAGGAAGGUAGGCUGAAUGUUUCCCAGCGGAGGAUGUGAGAGGAGUAGCUAUGUCUUUAUUUCAGGAAUAAUAGAAUCAUGAACUAACAUCAGGCUUCAGGUGGCGCUGUCACGAACAUAAAAAUAACACUGCUUAAUAAAAGUCCUAAGUACUGUA